Cyclospora cayetanensis is the source of this 939-nucleotide messenger RNA. RefSeq lists its product as uncharacterized. Gene Ontology annotation, biological process: regulation of mitochondrial mRNA stability; mitochondrial RNA processing. Bases 1 to 939 code for a protein of 312 amino acids. The transcript is spliced from 9 exons. Gene Ontology annotation, cellular component: ribonucleoprotein granule; mitochondrial matrix. The record is from RefSeq and is a predicted model, not a curated record. Gene Ontology annotation, molecular function: RNA binding. NCBI's taxonomy places the organism in Eukaryota, Apicomplexa, Conoidasida, Eucoccidiorida, Eimeriidae.
AUGCGAACUUCCAAAUUCACGCAUGCAACGCCGCAGCUCGCGGUAGAUCGAUGCGUGCGCUUCUCGUUUGCCUCAGAAGAGCUCUCCCUCGUUGCUUUUGCUGCUGCAAAGGUGGGAGGCCCCGGGAACAACCUCGCAGCACUUGUUCUCGAGCAGCUGCUGAAGCUGCUGGAGAGUCACCCGGAGAAGCUUCGGGAGCUUCUUAGCCUGAGCGGCGUGCUGCUGGCAGCUGCAAAGACACUUGACGCGCGGCAGACGGCAACGCUGCUGUGGGCCGUCAACCGAUGCAUGCAUCAUCCCGGCAGGAGGAAAGCGUGGCCUCCUUCAGGGAGAGGGAAGAGGUGUCAAAGGGGCAACUCAGGAGCUAUUAUGGGACUGUCAGGGGGCAUCGCGGCCGUUGCGGCGUUUCCAGAAACACAGGAGGAAGAAAAGGGGACAGCGGGGCCGUUCGGGUUUGAGUGCUGCUGUGCAGGCUUGUGCAACUCUUUGUUGGCUUUGGCAGCUAUGCUAGGCCGCUCCGAAAAAAGGCACACACUCUUCUUCCUCGAGGGGAAGAUGCAACAGCACAUUGCACGGCGUCUCGUUGGAUUUCAGCCAGAAGACCUCGCAGCCCUCGCCUCCACGCUCGCCCUGACUCGGGGAGGGGCCCCCCUCCUUCAGCAACGGCUGCUGCAUGUGGCGGCAGAAGCAGCAGAUACUUUUAAUGCCACUCAGCUUUCCCAAAUCGUCUACGCCUUUGGACUGCUGAGGGGAAGCGCGCAUUUGUUCGCAAGUCUACAGUUCCCCGUUUUGGAAAGGCUUCAGCAAUUCUCUGUGCCAGAGCUCUGCGAUGUUGUGUGGAGUUUCGCCGUUGCACGAUUCCAUGAACCAACCUUCUGGGAGAAGCCUUUUGGGCGUUGCAACUGGAGGAGCAUCCAUCAAACUUUGCGGAAUCUGUAG